CAUGUCUCCUCUGAGCGUAUAUCUAAGCUGUGUUUGGAGCUCAGCUUGGCAGUUCACCGACUUGUUUGUUGAAAACACCUAGGGGUGGGACUACAGACAAAAUGAAACUUAGCCCUGCUCCUGAAAUCCAAGGCAUGACUCCCUACCGCUCGCUGCUCAGUCCCCAUACCAUCAGCCUCCCUGCCUCUGCUCGGUCCCCAUACCAUCAGCCUCCCUGCCUCUGCUCGGUCCCCCUACCUUCAGCCUCCCUGCCUGCGUCCGGACUGAAUACCAUGGCUCCGUGGACGGCUGCGCUGCUGCUGCUGCUCCACUGCGGAGUGGGCAUCUCUCUCCCUGCCCCCACCAACGUGUCAAUCACCUCGGUCAACUUGGAACACACUCUGCACUUCCUGCCCGGGUCUGAGACCCCAGGUCACACACACUUCAGGAUUCAGGUGAUGAAAGUCCGGAGGAAGAGCGUGUGGAAGCCAGCAGCUCGUUGCUCCAGCCUGGAGCCCGGCCAGACCUGUGAGCUCAGCGGCCUCAUGAAGGACCCCUGGGCCCGCUACCAGGCCCGCGCCCAGGCCUACAGCCCCGCCGGCAGCACUUCGGACUGGGCCACCUCGGGCCUCUUCCAGCCCAUGACCCACUCGGCUGUGGGGCCCCCUGACGUGUCGGUGGCCGGCUGUGGGAACUGCCUGGUGCUGCAGGUCCGACCUCUGACCAGCAGGUGGCAGCAGCUGGAGCGCUACAGACACAUGUUGCUGUCUGUACGCAGGACCCGGGACGGAGUACAGUUCCACAUGUCUGUCGACUACGAAGAGAAGACUGUGAUUGGCUACCUGGAGCCCGGGGUGGAGUACUGUGUGAUGGUGUCCAUGGUGGCGUUCAUCAAACAGAAAUCGGCCCCUGUUAAAUACUGUGCCUUCACCAGCCCUCCCAGGAACAACCGCUCAGUCCUCCUGGUCCUGCUGGGGGCCUCCGGCCUGCUGGCCGCGGCCCUCGUUGGGUUCCUGGUCCUCCGCCGCCGCCUCCAGGCUGGGCCGCACGCCCCCGGCACCCGGGACCCCGAGGGGUCUCUCAGCCCUCUCUGUGAUGACGGAGCCCAGUGAAGCCUCCUCUUCAUGUCUGGCCCUCACUGAGAGACCAAUGGGCAGAAGAAGAAGGAUGGGGAUAAAUCUACCUUUUAAUGUCGUUGUUCUGACCUCUGUCCAUUUAUUUUAUUUUCAUUUUUCAUCUUUGAUGUGUUGCUUACAGACAAGUAGCACACGCCUCAAUAUGCUGCCAUAUUUUAAUGUUAAUUAACUCUUUCAACAUUUGUAUAACUGUAUCCAUUUACUAAUAAGCUGUGAGCCACUAUAAAUCAGUAAAGUACAUCUUCUAGAUCCAUUACGUUUCUUGCUGUUUGUUUACUGUCAUAAUAAACUGAUAAUAUUUAAAUCAA
Gadus morhua (Atlantic cod) is the source of this 1423-nucleotide messenger RNA. Its product is annotated as interferon alpha/beta receptor 2-like. The record is from RefSeq and is a predicted model, not a curated record. Bases 102 to 1091 code for a protein of 329 amino acids. Gene Ontology annotation, molecular function: protein binding; cytokine receptor activity. Gene Ontology annotation, biological process: cytokine-mediated signaling pathway. Lineage: Eukaryota; Metazoa; Chordata; Actinopteri; Gadiformes; Gadidae. Gene Ontology annotation, cellular component: plasma membrane. The transcript is spliced from 7 exons.